This is a messenger RNA of Pipra filicauda (Wire-tailed manakin), 2167 nucleotides long. RefSeq lists its product as uncharacterized. Bases 40 to 711 code for a protein of 223 amino acids. The record is from RefSeq and is a predicted model, not a curated record. NCBI's taxonomy places the organism in Eukaryota, Metazoa, Chordata, Aves, Passeriformes, Pipridae. The transcript is spliced from 6 exons.
GCAACAGGUAAUUAGCCCCUGGUCUCCUGUAGGAAAAAAAUGUUGUUCUGCUCCUGCCCACUCUGGAAAACACUGGUUUUCCUAAGUUCAGCACUGCUUCUUGCAGAUUUUACUGAAAUCGGAGCUUUUGCCAGUCCAAGUGAAUGCGAAAGUGCAACCAUAGAUGAUGUGAAUGAGAGUCUUGAGAAAUAUUCAAAAUGCCUUCCUGAAAUGAUUGCCAAGGGUAAGAAAGCUUCAAUCAAUUCCCUUGUCUGGACACUGCAAGAAACACUUGAUCUCCUGCGCCCUGUUCAAGAGAAAUUUUUCAAGCAGCUGCAUCCAUGCCCUCUCCCACUGGCCCCAAGAAACGGUGGGCUGGUGUGUGUCACCAUCGACAGCGCUCAGUACUGCAAACCCAUGUGCAACAAGGGUUAUGACUUUCAGUUCCUCAGAAGCAGCAGACUGUAUGAAGUAUGUGGCAAUGCCACUGGGUUUUCCUGGACCACGCAGCUUGUUGGGGGAAAGGAACUGGCUGUUUGCAACCCCUCUGAGAUGGCCAUCGGUGGAGCUAAAUCUGCCUAUUUCCCCAGCAACAGCACCUGUCUGCACACAGUAGCCUUCCCUGAAACUCAGAGAGAGCAGCUAAACAUCUUCCUCAAAGAGCUUGCCGAGCAAGGCAUUGACAGCUCCAAACGGGAUGAGGAGGCUGAUUGUAUCAUCUGCGGUUACUAGCACCAAAAAGCUUGUGCCACAGACCAGCCAGCUACCUGCAGUCUGACAUGGGUAUUUUGACAAGAGAAGCAGAGCAGUGAAAUCAUUCUAAGACAUGUAAGCAUACAGCUUUUGUUUAGUUAAAGGACUAGAGACCAUAGUCAUAAUAUGACCUCAGCUUUGGCGUACAGAGAUAUAGACUAAAUCGAAUGACAUAGCUCAUGGUAGAAGUGUUUCAAAGAAAGAAGUUCACUUUUAUGGCUUAAAUUUGUCUAGCUGGAAUUAAAUAAGGAUUACAGUUUUUUAAUGGAUGCAGUCAUUAUUUAAACACAAUAAUUGUUAUCAGAAAUCGUUCUCUGUCAGGGGUCAUCUUUGAUGAGAAAGGGCCAUAGUUCUACUUACUUUUAUAGUUGCCAAUUAAUCACUAUUGUUACUCUGAUGAACAUUAAAACAAUGAAUGCCAUAACAGUUACUGGUUGUACGGAUGUAAUUCUUUAUUCAUGUGCCUGCUUGACUGGGGUUUAGAACAUCAGCAGAAAACCUGUCCAUUGUCCACCUGGCACUUGGGGCAAGUGAAGACCAAAGACAGCUUAGCCCUGGUAAUCCAGUUAAUUUGUGGAGCUGUAGCUACCAAAGAGAUGUGCAUGUGAAUUAUUAUGAAAUGUAAACAAGAAGCUUAGUUAUUGCUUGGUUUUCAGUGGAAUCUGUGCUUGGAGUUAUAUUUUAAUUUUCUUCUGUUGAGCAAACACUGAAGCUGUAGGUCUGAAGACAGACAGCUCAUCUGUUUGUGUUUCCUUUCCCUUCUUUACCUUUUUCCUAUUCCUGUCAAUCUCUCAGACACAGAGAGAUACAGCACAAACAGCACAAAACAGCAUAGUUUUGUGCUACAUGAUGUAUAAUUGACCUUUACAUCAUUAAUUGGAUAAAUGAUUCAGAUAUAUAUUUACAUGCUUAUAUUUCAGACUUAAAAUCCAGUCAUUACAAGCAAAAGAAAACAGCAGCUGCUUUUGGGCCCAGGAGCAGACAGUCAUAUGACAAUGAAUAGAGCAGAUAAUUACACCAGCAAAGGGAUGAUUUGGCUGCUUUGGCUGCUUAUAAACCAUGCAGCAGUAACUUAAGUCAUUGUGUUGGAGACAAAAGUGCUGUAGUCUUAAAGAAAAGCAAUGGCUUUUGAAUCACUGGUGAGUUUGUUUAUUUCUGUCAAACAAAUGAUCUCUAUCAAAUGAAAUUGUAAUGGGUUUGAGUCUUUUCAGCCAGUUCAUUAACAGCUGAUGCUCAGCUAAAAUAUCUGGAGCAGUUUCCAGUAUAUUUUUUCUACUGGUGUUAAAAAACAUUUUUUCUCUCAAUUAUAUUAAUCUAUUCUGGUGACUUCCUAAACCAACCAAAAAAAGAAAACUAAUAUUGUAUUUCGUAAGGAAAUCAAAUCCAUUGCUUUUGUAAAUGAACAGAAACUAUUAAAUCUGUUUAAUUAAAUUAA